AUGAAUACUAAAAUUUUAGCAGCUUUAAAGGUUUUAAAAUAUGAAACUUCAGAUUUAUAUUUAGGUGAAGAAGUAGCAGAGACAACUGCCUUAGAGCCUUUAGAAUUCCAUCGAGAUUAUGUUUCAAAAAACAUACCUGUUAUUAUAAGAGGAGGUUGUAAACAGUGGCCUGCGGUAAAAAAGUGGAGUGCCUCAUAUUUCCGACAUACAAUUGGUCACAAAACAAUAUCAGUUGCUGUGACACCAAAUGGACUUGCAGAUGGAAUUAGUAAAGAUGACAAAGGUGACGAAUACUUUGUAACUCCUUGUGAAAUAGACAUGACUGUAAAUAAGUUUCUGGACUGCCUUGAACAGAAAAGAGAAAAGUUCAUUCCAUACAUCCAGAGACAGAACUCAAACCUAAGAACAGACUUCCCAGAGUUGCUACCAGAGGUAGACUCUGAUAUAGCUUUUGCGAGUGAAGCUUUUAAUAAGAAACCAGAUGCAGUAAAUUUUUGGAUGGGGGAUGAGAAAGCUGUUACUUCUAUGCACAAAGACCCGUAUGAGAAUAUCUACUGUGUCAUUGACGGACACAAAGACUUCAUCCUGAUUCCUCCCACUGAUCUACCUUUUGUACCCUGCAAAAUGUACCCCCAGGCCGGGUUUAAGCAAUCUGAGGAUAACUGGCAGAUAGUUCCGAUCAGGACUAGCAAUGAAAAAGAAAGAAGUGGCUAUAACAGAAUAGAAGACGAUGAGUUUGAUGUCUCGAAGGGUCUGCCUUGGGUUUCUAUUGAUCCUUUAUCACCUGAUUAUACCCAAUACCCUGAGUACAAAAAUGCACACAAGUACCAUGUGAGAUUAAAUAAAGGUGAUUGUCUAUACCUCCCAAGUCUAUGGUUCCACCAUGUGAGACAGAGUCAUGGCUGCAUCGCUGUCAACUACUGGUAUGAUAUGGAGUUUGACAUCAAAUAUUGUUAUUAUAAAAUGUUGGAGAAGUUGUGUGCCAAAUAUUGA
This is a messenger RNA of Arctia plantaginis, 993 nucleotides long. The record is from the annotation of a GenBank genome assembly. Lineage: Eukaryota; Metazoa; Arthropoda; Insecta; Lepidoptera; Erebidae.